CAAAGUAUUAUAACAAUAUAUAUGCAUGCGAUAGUCCGGUCCGAACAAUAAUCCCAACAAUUGAAAAUAGAUACAAAAAACAUCCUCGUUUUGUUUACUGUCUUUUAUACGGGCCACGAUCGAAACGAUAAGCUCGAUCCAACCCGUUUACGUGGAAAACGAUGUGAAAGAGUAACUCCGGUCUCAUUUUUUCUCUCUCUCUCUUUCAUUCUUUCUCUCACUCCGCGCUUUGCUGCAUGAAAUUUGUUACGGUGCAUAAGGUGUGUUGGUGUGACACGUGUACGACAAUGACGACGACGAGGACGACGAUCGAGCCGACAUGGAAUUCGAUUCUUGACUAGAGGAUGCUGCACGCUCGCCUCAUAUAGUUGUGUGCGUGCUCGUAAUAGAACUAAAGUGAUACGCUUGCGCCGGACGAUGUCUACCCCAUCUUCUCGUUGACUUCGGGUGAGGGAAAGCGGGGCGUGUGCAAGGACAGAUGGCAGGGCGUCUCUCCCGGGCCGUGUCGCAUGCACUGUCAGUUUCGCUCGGAUUCUCGUACACGAGUUUUAUCGCGCUCUUUUGCUCUCGUCACGAUCCUCAUUGAACGCAAGAAAACUCACAAAGAUCGCGCAUACGCUCCACACCUUUUUUUUUCCACUCGCGUGUAUAUAACACGAUCCUUGAAUCACGCGAAUUAAAUUUAUCCGUUUCGUUCUGUCGGUUAAAUAGUUCGAACAGAACACGAGAUUACCUUUCGAUGUCGUUCGUCGACCGUCGCUGUGACAGAAGGAUGAAAAUCGUUGAAAUUGUUCAAUUUGCAUAGUAAUAAAUACAUUUUAAAAGCAACAAGAUAACAUCUAUUUGGUGAAAUGAAUAUUUCUGGUGGGUUUUAAAGAAUACGAAGAAAUAAAUACAACAAAGAAAGGAAUUGUCGGUUGUUCAUCUAUACCAUUGGUCAAUUAAGCAGUUCACGGAUAAAGACAUGCUCUAGCGGGAAGACAGAGAGAGGCAGUAGUGUCGCGGUGGAGGAAGAGAAACGGACGAUAAUGGGGAAGAAGUAUCGGGGACAAUUUCUAUGCAUGUCAACGCGUAGAUUCCGAAUAGCAGAGACAUAAUGGCGACAACGAGUGAAAAAGCAAUGGAAAAUCGGAUGCUUAUCGAUUCACUCGAUACUUUUCUUUCGCGAUUUUGAUUUCUCCGCGCCUUUGUCCACGAGAUGCUGUAUCGAACGUUCAAUUCCGGAUUACUACGCCAUACCAAGGGAAAAUUAACGCGCCGCGAAUGGAAUUAUUCGGAAAUAAUUGAUAAAUGAAAGUCGGGAACAGCGAUCGUGGAGAACACGAAAAAUCCUUUGUCUUUUGUAUCCCUCCCUUCCUCCUAUCUCCUCAUCCUACCAGUUAAAACUAGAAACUGUUGUGGCUGUUUUCAAAAAACGCGACGGUUAUAUCGAGCGAUAUCGUGGAUCGACUAUGAGAGAGAGAAAUAAAAAAUGAAGGGUUUAUUUUUUACCCUGAGUCUAUUGUUUUCGGUGCAAGGACUCGCCCGGGCUACAUCUGAUCACGAAAUGCACGAGAAUUUGAAUCCACCAGAUCCAUUCGACCGUGGACCUUACUUCGAUGUCUCGGCAUCAAAGAACGUCACCGCAUUGGUUGGCAAAACGGCCACUCUAAACUGUCGAGUACGGAAUCUGGGCGAUCGUACGGUUUCGUGGGUAAGGCAUAGGGAUAUCCAUCUUUUGACCGUUGGUGUUGAAACGUACACGUCCGACCAACGAUUCGUGGCAUCACACUUCCCUAGAACCGAAGACUGGACGCUUCAAGUGAAAUAUCCUCAGCAUCGUGAUUCUGGCACAUAUGAAUGUCAAGUGUCAACAACACCACCAAUCGGUCAUUCUAUGCACCUUUCUGUUGUCGAGCCUAUAACGUCGAUCAUUGGGGAACCAGAAAUGUUCAUAGACAAAGACAGUACGAUGAAUCUCACUUGCGUGGUACGUCACAGUCCUGAACCACCAACUGCCAUUUAUUGGACCCAUGAUCACGAGUUUCUAGCGGGCUUUGAAUGUUAGAGAAGAGUGUGAGAAUAAAUCGGUCGAAUAUAGGCGGUUUUGAUACUCUCUGUGGUGUUCUCUGCGUUCGCACGUAGCGUGUGAGUAUGAAAAUUACGAAGCUCUUUUAUGCGUGACUUUGUAUUCCCUAGUUCAUUCCAUUCGACAAAAUUUUUUUUAUCUUUUUUUUUCUCAAUUAAACUGAAAAAAUGAUGAAGAAAUCGCUUUAAAUUCGAAUUCGAUAUCGAAUAAAAAUCUUAUUCGAUAAAUUAUAAGAUUUAAAUUAAUUUCUCAUUCAUUAUAUAAACAUUGUAGAAUUCAAUUAACACUACGAAAAGUAUUGUAUUGAAAAAUUACAAAAUUGUAACUGUAUUCGCUCAAAAUAAUUUUCAAAAAUAUUCUAUAUUGGAUUAUCGAUAAUUCAAACAUGAAUUUCACUUCAGAAUCAUCACAAAUCAUCCUUUUACUAUCUAUUCUGAAAUUUAUUCUGAAUCUAAAUCUGAAUCUAAAUCUAUUUCUGAACUCUCAAAAUAAAUAUUAUACAAAUUCGCGCAUCAUUGCUUCUUCAGAAAUUUUUUAAAUAAAAAUUAACGGAAAGAUAUUGCACAGCUAGAUUAUUUCGCACUCGACUCAUGCUACCCGCAUUUCAUUUCCUCCUCUGCUUUACAUUUUCUCACUUCUCAAACACUAUCCAUAUCUCCACAUCUCGAGCAGACACGAAUUUCCAAAAACGUUUUAUCCUGAUUUAAAGUAAAUAAUCUAAAUUCUUUGAUAACAC
Apis florea (little honeybee) is the source of this 2804-nucleotide messenger RNA. Its product is annotated as protein amalgam. Gene Ontology annotation, cellular component: neuron projection membrane. The record is from RefSeq and is a predicted model, not a curated record. Gene Ontology annotation, biological process: synapse organization. Lineage: Eukaryota; Metazoa; Arthropoda; Insecta; Hymenoptera; Apidae.